Messenger RNA from Gavia stellata (red-throated loon), 2314 nucleotides. RefSeq names its product kinesin family member 3B (gene KIF3B). Gene Ontology annotation, molecular function: ATP binding; microtubule binding; microtubule motor activity. Gene Ontology annotation, biological process: microtubule-based movement. The transcript is spliced from 9 exons. The record is from RefSeq and is a predicted model, not a curated record. Lineage: Eukaryota; Metazoa; Chordata; Aves; Gaviiformes; Gaviidae. Bases 81 to 2300 code for a protein of 739 amino acids.
CGCGGCUCCAUGGUGACGGCGCAGGUUUCUAGCACGGGAUCAUCCAUCGAUCAGAUCACAGCAGCCACAGACCUGCUGUCAUGUCUAAGCUAAAGAGCUCUGAGUCUGUUAGGGUGGUGGUACGAUGCCGGCCCAUGAAUAGCAAAGAGAAGACAGCUUCGUAUGAGAAAGUUGUUAAUGUGGAUGUCAAGUUAGGGCAGGUCUCAGUGAAGAAUCCGCGGGGAACAUCUCAUGAACUGCCUAAAACUUUCACCUUUGAUGCUGUGUAUGACUGGAAUUCCAAACAGGUUGAACUCUACGAUGAGACCUUCAGACCUCUCGUGGACUCUGUUCUGCAAGGGUUUAAUGGGACAAUCUUUGCCUAUGGGCAGACUGGGACAGGGAAAACAUACACGAUGGAAGGGGUGCGUGGUGAUCCUGAAAAAAGAGGGGUCAUCCCCAAUUCAUUCGAUCACAUCUUCACCCACAUCUCUAGAUCUCAAAAUCAGCAAUACCUAGUUAGAGCUUCUUAUCUGGAAAUAUACCAAGAAGAAAUCAGAGACUUGUUAUCAAAGGAUCAGUCCAAGCGGCUGGAGUUAAAGGAGAGACCAGACACAGGCGUUUAUGUUAAGGAUUUGUCCUCCUUUGUCACGAAAAGCGUCAAAGAGAUAGAGCACGUCAUGAAUGUGGGAAACCAGAAUCGCUCCGUUGGUGCCACCAACAUGAAUGAACACAGCUCUCGAUCUCAUGCCAUUUUUGUGAUCACUAUCGAGUGCAGCGAGUUAGGACUUGAUGGAGAGAAUCACAUCCGUGUUGGGAAACUCAACCUGGUAGACCUUGCAGGCAGCGAGCGGCAAGCUAAGACUGGAGCACAGGGGGAAAGGUUAAAGGAAGCUACUAAAAUCAAUCUCUCUCUCUCAGCUUUGGGCAACGUUAUCUCUGCCCUAGUAGAUGGCAAAAGCACACACAUUCCAUACCGGGACUCAAAGCUGACUAGGUUACUUCAAGACUCAUUAGGUGGCAAUGCCAAAACUGUCAUGGUGGCCAAUAUAGGCCCUGCCUCUUACAACGUAGAGGAGACACUGACAACGCUGAGAUAUGCCAAUCGUGCCAAAAACAUCAAGAACAAGCCACGAGUGAAUGAGGAUCCUAAGGAUGCUCUGCUACGAGAAUUCCAGGAAGAGAUUGCUCGACUCAAGGCACAGUUGGAAAAACGGUCUAUUGGCAAAAGAAAGAGGAGGGAAAGGAGGAGAGAUGGUGGGGAAGAGGAGGAGGACACUGAAGAGGGUGAGGAUGAAGGAGAUGACAAAGAUGACUAUUGGAGGGAGCAACAAGAAAAGCUGGAGAUUGAGAAGAAAGCUAUAGUUGAGGAUCACAGCUUGGUAGCGGAAGAAAAGAUGAGGCUGCUGAAAGAGAAGGAGAAGAAAAUGGAGGACCUGAGGCGAGAGAAGGAAGCAACAGAAAUGUUGAGUGCUAAAAUCAAGGCAAUGGAAAGCAAGCUUCUGGUGGGAGGGAAAAAUAUUGUGGAUCACACAAACGAACAGCAGAAAAUCCUGGAACAGAAACGUCAGGAAAUUGCAGAACAGAAACGUCGGGAGCGAGAAAUCCAGCAACAGAUGGAAAGUCGGGACGAGGAAACGCUAGAGCUGAAGGAGACCUAUAGUUCUCUUCAGCAAGAGGUGGACAUAAAGACCAAAAAACUCAAAAAGUUAUUUUCCAAGCUGCAAGCUGUGAAGGCAGAGAUCCAUGAUCUCCAAGAAGAGCACAUCAAGGAGCGCCAGGAACUGGAACAGACCCAGAAUGAACUUACCAGGGAACUAAAGCUAAAGCACCUGAUUAUUGAAAAUUUUAUUCCCUUGGAAGAAAAGAAUAAGAUCAUGAACAGAUCAUUCUUUGAUGAAGAGGAAGACCAGUGGAAACUGCAUCCCAUAACCCGUCUGGAUAACCAGCAGAUGAUGAAAAGACCGGUAUCUGCUGUAGGGUACAAAAGGCCACUGAGCCAACACGCCAGAACGUCCAUGAUGAUUCGUCCGGAGGCUCGGUACAGGGCAGAGAACAUCGUAUUACUGGAACUUGACAUGCCCAGCCGAACAACGAGAGACUAUGAAGGUCCAGCCAUUGCUCCCAAAGUUCAGGCGGCUCUAGAAGCAGCCCUGCAGGACGAAGAUGAGAUACAGGUGGACGCUUCAUCCUUUGAGAGCACUUCAAAUAAAAAAUCAAAACCCAGGCCUAAAACUGGAAGGAAAUCAGGGGGAUCCUCUUCAGCAGGCACCCAUAGUUCUCAGCUCUACCCACAGUCCCGAGGGCUGGUUCCAAAGUAAAACCAGCAGUUCCU